Messenger RNA from Radiomyces spectabilis, 1272 nucleotides. RefSeq lists its product as uncharacterized. Lineage: Eukaryota; Fungi; Mucoromycota; Mucoromycetes; Mucorales; Radiomycetaceae. The record is from RefSeq and is a predicted model, not a curated record. The transcript has 4 exons. The coding region runs from base 158 to 1198 and encodes 346 amino acids.
GUAAAAAAUAUGCAUCUGCCGUUGAAUUCAUGUCAUUUGAAACAGCCAAGCAGAGUCAAAAACCCAAAAUACAAACCCUUACAAAGGGUUUACCCUCGAAUUUUGACAAAAUUUGCACCCUCUUCUUCCGGAAGUUUCUCGAAAUCUCAGCGAACUAAUGGAUAUCAGUGCGGUACCAUGGCACAUAGACAAAGUUGAUAUCGCGGCCUUGGUGAUGACCGGUGCUGUGAUCGCUAUGUCCCUCGAGGUGGCCUUUCGAAGCGCCAUUGAUAAAUUGGACAAGACGCUCGAUAUCCGUAUCGCCAAAGUCAUCAUGGGCUUGACGUUGUGCGCCAAAAACCUCGUUUUCGCAACGUUGCAUGAUUUAGGUCGGGGCUGCAGGGUUGCUGGGAAACUGGCGGACAUGUUUUACCAUAUAUCCGUCUUGGCGGGUUCGUACGUACUGUUCCGUCGGGUGGACGCUAUUGUUCCCAUCCACUUGAAACACCGUUUCUUUCACCUUCAUAUUGCGAUCCUCAUACUGCGCGCGAUACUUUCCGUUGUCGACAUCGUACUAGUGCAAGUCGGCCAUAAUACACAGGGUGUAUGUGUUUACACAGGCAAUUAUUAUUGGAGUCCAUUGUACACCAUUGUCGAUAUGUUGAUCGACAUGUACGUGACGUUCAUGAUCAUCUUUAUUUUGGUUCGACAUAUCCGUCUCUUAAUGGCAGCAGACGUGCCAUCAAGCAUUAGUCUCUAUUUCGCCGUCAUAUACAACAAUAGCAUCCGAACGUUCCUUCUCACCAUUGUCAGCCUUUUCUCUGCAGUCUUUCUGCUCUUGAGAGACCCUGAUGACGCGGUGAAGCUUAUAUGGGCGGUUAUCAAUCUUUUCUUUGUAAUUCUCAUAGGUUACGAUGCCGAUGUUACGAAAGGAAUUCGUCGAUUACAGAGAUUUCAUUGGCGUAACUUGGUGGUAUUGGAACGGCACCGAGAAAGUGCGGCUACGAGAGAAAUGCGGGACUGUAAUGAAAUGCUGCGUAAUACUCAAGGUGACAUUCAGCAUGAUUGCAGGUUGAAGCAGCAAAGUAAUCGAGGCUUGAGCUGGUACAGCGAUCCUUCUCUACAUGAUAUCGAAAGCUUGGAAGAUCAAAGCCAUCAUGGGCAACGGCGACCGUCAUCCAUAUUCACAGAUUUCAAGCAGGAUAAUGAAGACGCAUGAGCGUAAUAUAUACCACAAUCCAAUAAUGAUUUGUAUUUCACCAUUUCCAUUUUUGUGAAUAAAUCAAGAGAGAC